AUGGAGAAGCCUACACGUAAUCCGACGGCGCUCAGCAUCUACCGGCCGGGACUAUUCAACGGCAAAGUGGCUAUUGUAACAGGCGGUGGCACUGGAAUCGGAAAGAGUAUCGCGUAUGAGCUGGCGUUCCUCGGCUGCACCGUCGUGAUCGCGUCGCGGAACCUUGAGCGGCUAAAAGCUGCAGCCGAUAAAAUCCAAGCAGACGUGAAGGCUGCCAACCCAGCGUCUGUGGGGUCGGUGUACCCCAUUGCAUGCAACAUCCGCAACGAAGAAGAAGUCUCGAACAUGGUUGACGAGACUGUUGAACGAUUCAAGCAUGUGGACUUCCUUGUGAACAAUGCUGGUGGCCAAUUUCGGUCGCUUCUUGAGGACUUGUCGACUAACGGAUGGAAGGCUGUCAUGGACACCACCCUGUAA
Molecule: messenger RNA, 417 nt
Organism: Phytophthora infestans T30-4
Lineage: Eukaryota; Oomycota; Peronosporomycetes; Peronosporales; Peronosporaceae
Product: peroxisomal trans-2-enoyl-CoA reductase, putative
Exons: 4
Coding region: 1-417 (138 amino acids)
Biological process (GO): phytol metabolic process
Cellular component (GO): peroxisome
Molecular function (GO): trans-2-enoyl-CoA reductase (NADPH) activity
Source: RefSeq, a predicted model, not a curated record